AUGCAUACAAGUAGACGUGGUGUUUCAACCACUGGACAAAAUUUUGUUGCAAGAACUCCAUUGUCUGAGUUAACCAUUGCAACAAAUGGAACAACACAUAUUAAUUCCAUUGCCACAACUUCAAUUGACAUACAAUCAAUCAUGUUGAACAACAACAAACGUAAGAAGCCUACUUAUUUCACUACAACCUCUUGUGACCAUACAGUUGAUGCAGAAAUAGUAGACUUUGGAGAUCCCUCUUAUACAUGCUCUGAAUGUGGUGCUCAAAUGUGGUAUGAGGAGCGAGCUGAGAAAAGUGUUAAUAGCAACCUACCUAAGUUUUCACUUUGUUGUAUGAAAGGAUUAGUACAGAUUCCAUACUUAAAAAGGCCUCCGGAGUUGCUAAUGAGCUUAAUACAUGGACAAGAUCCAAGGAGUAAACAUUUUAAUGAAAAUAUUCGAGCAUAUAAUAGUAUGUUUUGUUUCACCUCUAUUGGUGGAAAGAUCCAAUCAAACUCGAGUAGGGGUGGAAGACCACCACAAUGUAUUCUUAGUGGACAAAAUUUCCACAGAAUUGGCAGUCUAAUUCCAGAGGAAGAAGCAACUCCAAAAUUUGCCCAAUUAUAUAUUUAUGACACAGUGAAUGAGAUAUCUAACAGAUUUAAUCAUUUUAGAUCAAAUGAACAACACAAAGAUCUAGACAAAACAUUAGUUGAAGACUUCACAAGAAUGGUGGAUGAACACAAUGUCUUAGCUAAGUCUUUUAGGAAAGUUCGUGACCACCUACAACACAAUAGCACAUCUAAUGUGUGCCUAAGGUUGUUUCGAAACAGAACAAAGGAUCCAAGAACACAUAAUAUGCCAUCAUGUGAUGAGGUUGCUGCUUUAAUAGUUGGUGAGUUGGACAACCUUGAUCCUGGUCGAGACAUUAUUGUUAGAAAGACAUUCGGCUACUUGGAGAAAAUAAAAGAGACUCAUGCUUCGUUCUUACCCCUUCAGUAUCCGUUGUUGUUUCCAUUUGGUGAGGACCAAUAUCAAGAAAACUUUCCUAUUAGAGAUAAUGUUAUGAAGGAAGGAAAACGAAAGAGGAUAGGCGUUACGUUGAGAGACUUUAUUGCAUUCCGCAUACAAGAGAGAGAUUUCGAACAUGGCAUUAUUGUAAAUGCUUACAGACUAUUUCAACAGUUUGUCGUUGAUUGUUUCUCUAUGAUAGAGUCGCAAAGGUUAUACUGGAUACGAAUGAAACAAUCGACAAUUAGAUGUGACAUAUUAAAUAGUUUACAAGAAGCAAUUCAUAGCGGAGAAACCCAUACAUUUGCAGUUGGAAAACGUGUAGUAUUGCCAGCAUCUUUUACCGGAGGUCCACGAUACAUGUUUAAUAACUGUCAAGAUGCAAUGGCGAUUUGCAAAAAGUUUGGGUAUCCUGAUUUGUUUAUCACCAUAACGUGCAAUGCUAAUUGGCAAUGUCAGCAUCUUUUACCAGAGGUCACGAUACAUGUUUAA
Cicer arietinum (chickpea) is the source of this 1482-nucleotide messenger RNA. RefSeq lists its product as uncharacterized. Lineage: Eukaryota; Viridiplantae; Streptophyta; Magnoliopsida; Fabales; Fabaceae. The record is from RefSeq and is a predicted model, not a curated record.